This is a messenger RNA of Cebus imitator (Panamanian white-faced capuchin), 6381 nucleotides long. It is a transcript of the gene DOCK6, whose product is annotated as dedicator of cytokinesis 6. NCBI's taxonomy places the organism in Eukaryota, Metazoa, Chordata, Mammalia, Primates, Cebidae. Gene Ontology annotation, biological process: positive regulation of GTPase activity; small GTPase-mediated signal transduction. Gene Ontology annotation, molecular function: guanyl-nucleotide exchange factor activity. Bases 67 to 6174 code for a protein of 2035 amino acids. Gene Ontology annotation, cellular component: cytosol. The record is from RefSeq and is a predicted model, not a curated record. The transcript is spliced from 47 exons.
ACCGGGAGACGGCGGCGGCUGCGAGGCCCGGGCGCGGGGCGGAGGCGGCGGCGGGACGCGGGGACCAUGGCGGCCGCUGAGCGCCGCGCCUUCGCGCACAAGAUCAACAGGACGGUGGCCGCAGAGGUGCGGAAGCAGGUGUCCCGGGAACGCAGUGGCUCCCCCCACUCCAGCAGGCGCUGCAGCAGCUCCCUGGGGGUCCCGCUGACUGAAGUUGUUGAGCCGCUGGACUUUGAGGACGUACUUCAGAGCCGGCCACCAGAAGCUGAGCCUGGGCCCCUCAGGGACCUGGUAGAAUUCCCAGCUGAUGACUUGGAGCUGCUGCUGCAGCCCCGGGAAUGCCGGACCACAGAGCCCGGGAUCCCCGAGGAUGAAAAACUGGAUGCCCAGGUGAGGGCCGCGGUGGAGAUGUAUGUUGAAGACUGGGUCAUCAUCCACAGAAGAUACCAGUACCUGAGCACCGCAUACAGCCCCAUCACCACGGAGACACAGCGAGAGCGACAGAAGGGCCUCCCCCGCCAGGUCUUUGAGCAGGACACUUCUGGGGACGAGAGGUCCGGCCCUGAGGACUUGGAUGACUCCCGGCGCGGCUCGGGCUCCCCAGAAGACACCCCUCGAAGCAGCGGAGCCUCUAGCAUCUUCGACCUGAGGAACCUGACAGCUGAUUCACUGCUGCCCUCACUGCUGGAACGAGCGGCCCCAGAAGACGUGGACCGGCGCAAUGAGGCCCUACGUCGGCAGCACCGGCCCCCAGCCCUGCUCACCCUCUACCUGGCGCCUGAUGAGGAUGAAGCCGUGGAACGCUGCAGCCGUCCAGAGCCACCCCGCGAGCACUUUGGACAGCGGAUCUUGGUCAAAUGUCUUUCGCUCAAGUUCGAGAUUGAAAUUGAGCCCAUCUUUGGGAUCUUGGCUCUGUACGACGUGCGGGAGAAAAAGAAGAUCUCAGAGAACUUCUACUUCGACCUGAACUCGGACUCCAUGAAAGGGCUGCUUCGGGCUCAUGGCACCCACCCUGCCAUCUCCACCCUGGCCCGCUCCGCCAUCUUCUCAGUGACCUACCCCUCGCCUGACAUCUUCCUGGUCAUCAAGCUGGAGAAGGUGCUUCAGCAAGGGGACAUCAGUGAGUGCUGUGAGCCUUACAUGGUGAUGAAAGAAGUGGACGCCGCCAAGAACAAAGAGAAGCUAGAGAAGCUGCGCCUGGCGGCCGAGCAGUUCUGCACCCGCCUGGGCCGCUACCGCAUGCCCUUCGCUUGGACGGCCGUGCACUUGGCCAACAUCGUGAGCAGCGCUGGGCAGCUGGACCGGGACUUGGACUCGGAGGGCGAGCGCCGGCCAGCCUGGACGGACCGCCGCCGUCGGGGACCCCAGGACCGGGCGAGCAGCGGAGACGAUGCCUGCAGCUUCUCUGGCUUCCGUCCGGCCACACUAACUGUCACAAACUUCUUUAAGCAGGAGGCUGAACGACUCAGCGAUGAGGACCUCUUCAAGUUCCUGGCUGACAUGAGGCGCCCAUCGUCCCUGCUGCGGCGCCUGCGUCCUGUGACUGCCCAGCUCAAGAUCGACAUUUCUCCAGCUCCUGAAAAUCCCCACUUCUGCCUCUCCCCUGAGCUGCUUCAUAUCAAGCCCUACCCAGACCCCAGGGGCCGGCCCACCAAGGAGAUCCUGGAGUUCCCUGCCCGAGAAGUCUACUCCCCCCAUACCAGCUACAGGAACCUGCUGUAUGUGUACCCGCACAGCCUCAACUUCAGCAGCCGCCAGGGCUCCGUGCGCAACCUUGCUGUGCGAGUGCAGUACAUGACAGGCGAGGACCCCAGCCAGGCCCUGCCGGUCAUCUUUGGCAAGUCCAGCUGCAGUGAAUUUACCCGUGAGGCCUUCACACCGGUGGUCUACCAUAACAAGUCCCCCGAGUUCUAUGAGGAGUUCAAGCUGCGCCUUCCAGCCUGCGUGACGGGGAACCAUCACCUGCUGUUCACCUUCUACCACGUCAGCUGCCAGCCCCGGCCGGGCACUGCCCUGGAGACGCCCGUGGGCUUUACUUGGAUCCCACUGCUGCAGCACGGCCGCCUGAGGACUGGCCCCUUCUGUCUCCCGGUGUCCGUGGACCAGCCGCCACCCAGCUAUUCCGUGCUCACACCCGACGUGGCGCUGCCGGGCAUGCGCUGGGUGGACGGUCACAAGGGCGUGUUCAGUGUGGAGCUCACGGCCGUGUCCUCUGUGCACCCCCAGGACCCCCACCUGGACAAGUUCUUCACUCUGGUGCACGUCCUGGAGGAGGGGGCCUUCCCAUUCCGGCUCAAGGAUGCUGUGCUGAGCGAGGGUAACGUGGAACAGGAGCUGCGGGCCAGUCUUGCGGCCCUGCGCCUGGCCAGCCCUGAACCCCUUGUGGCCUUCUCCCACCACGUGCUGGACAAGCUCGUGCGUCUGGUCGUCAGGCCCCCGAUCAUCAGUGGCCAGAUUGUGAACCUGGGCCGUGGAGCCUUUGAAGCAAUGGCCCAUGUAGUCAGCCUUGUCCACCGGAGCCUGGAGGCAGCCCAGGAUGCCCACGGCCACUGCCCACAGCUGGCUGCCUACAUUCACUAUGCCUUUCGACUGCCUGGCACUGAGCCCAGCCUCCCGAGUGGGGCCCCUCCAGUGACAGUACAGGCUGCCACACUGGCCCGUGGCUCUGGUCGCCCUGCAAGCCUCUACCUGGCCCGUUCCAAGAGCAUCAGCAGCAGCAACCCUGACCUCGCCGUGGCCCCUGGCUCUGUGGAUGAUGAGGUUUCCCGCAUCCUGGCCAGCAAGGGCAUCGAUCGCUCACACUCCUGGGUGAAUUCUGCUUAUGCUCCGGGAGGCAGUAAGGCUGUGCUGCGACGGGCACCCCCUUAUUGUGGGGCCGACCCCAGACAGCUGCUUCAUGAGGAGCUGGCUCUGCAGUGGGUGGUGAGCAGCAGUGCGGUGCGCGAGGCCAUCCUCCAGCAUGCCUGGUUCUUCUUCCAGCUCAUGGUGAAGAGUAUGGCGCUGCACCUGCUUCUUGGCCAGCGACUGGACACGCCCCGCAAGCUGCGCUUCCCUGGGCGCUUCCUGGACGACAUCACUGCCUUGGUGGGCUCUGUGGGCCUGGAGAUCAUCACCCGUGUCCACAAGGAUGUGGAGCUGGCCGAGCGCCUCAACGCCAGCCUGGCCUUCUUCCUCAGUGACCUUCUGUCCCUGGUGGACCGAGGCUUCAUCUUCAACCUGGUCCGGGGCCACUACAAGCAGGUGGCCACGCGGCUUCAGUCAUCCCCCAAUCCAGCCGCUCUGCUGACCCUGCGCAUGGAAUUCACCCGCAUCCUGUGCAGCCACGAGCACUACGUCACCCUCAACCUCCCCUGCUGCCCCCUGUCGCCCCCAGCCUCGCCCUCCCCCUCUGUGUCCUCUACCACCUCCCAGAGUUCCACCUUCUCCAGCCAAGCCCCGGACCCCAAGGUGACCAGCAUGUUCGAACUGAGUGGACCAUUCCGGCAGCAGCACUUCCUAGCUGGGCUCCUGCUGACGGAGCUGGCGCUGGCCCUUGAGCCUGAGGCUGAGGGGGCAUCCCUGUUGCACAAGAAGGCCAUCAGUGCUGUGCACAGCCUGCUAUGCAGCCAUGACACUGACCCCCGCUACGCCGAGGCCACUGUGAAGGCUCGUGUGGCCGAGCUGUACCUGCCACUGCUAUCGAUUGCACGGGACACCUUGCCACGGCUGCAUGACUUUGCUGAGGUCCCAGGUCAGCGGUCAAGACUGGCCUCAAUGCUUGACUCAGACACAGAAGGCGAAGGGGACAUUUCGGGCACCAUCAACCCCUCUGUGGCCAUGGCCAUUGCUGGUGGCCCCCUAGCCCCUGGCUCCCGGGCCAGCAUCUCCCAGGGGCCACCAACGGCUUCUCGGGCAGGCUGUGCCCUCUCUGCUGAGUCAAGCCGGACCUUGCUGGCGUGUGUGCUGUGGGUGCUGAAAAACGCAGAGCCAGCACUCCUGCAGCGCUGGGCCACUGACCUGACACUCCCCCAGCUGGGACGUCUCUUGGACUUGCUGUACCUCUGCCUGGCUGCCUUCGAGUACAAGGGGAAAAAAGCCUUUGAGCGCAUCAACAGCCUCACAUUCAAAAAAUCACUGGAUAUGAAGGCGCGACUAGAGGAAGCCAUCCUAGGCACCAUUGGAGCUCGACAAGAAAUGGUUCGGCGAAGUCGUGAGAGGAGCCCAUUUGGGAAUCCAGAGAACGUGCGCUGGCGGAAGAGCAUCACACACUGGAAGCAAACCUCAGACCGCGUGGACAAGACCAAGGAUGAAAUGGAACACGAGGCCUUGGUGGAAGGGAACCUGGCAACCGAGGCAAGCCUAGUGGUUCUGGACACACUGGAGAUCAUCGUGCAGACGGUGAUGCUGUCAGAAGCCCGGGAGAGCGUCUUAGGGGCAGUGUUGAAGGUUGUGCUGUAUAGCCUGGGCAGUGCCCAGAGUGCCCUCUUCUUGCAGCAUGGCCUGGCCACCCAGCGGGCCCUUGUGUCCAAGUUCCCGGAGCUGCUGUUCGAGGAGGACACGGAGCUGUGUGCCGACCUGUGCCUGAGGCUCCUGCGACACUGUGGCAGCCGCAUCAGCACCAUCCGCACACACGCCAGCGCCUCGCUGUACCUGCUCAUGCGACAGAACUUCGAGAUCGGCCACGUGAGUGGGGCAAGGAGGUGUGGUCCACACAGGGCUCUGGUCAGGGUGGCCAGUGGGGGAUGGACAAUUGGGAAGCAGGUCCCCUCCUCACAUCCCCCCUCACCUCACCCCGACUCCAGAAUUGCCCGGGGCUACCAGGGCUCGCCGGACCUGCGGCUGACGUGGCUGCAGAACAUGGCCGGGAAGCACGCGGAACUGGGCAACCACGCCGAGGCCGCCCAGUGCAUGGUGCACGCCGCCGCCCUCGUGGCCGAGUACCUCGCGCUGCUCGAGGACCGCCGCCACCUGCCUGUGGGCUGCGUUUCCUUCCAGAACAUCUCAUCCAACGUGCUAGAGGAGUCUGCCAUCUCCGACGACAUCCUGUCGCCCGACGAGGAGGGCUUCUGCUCCGGGAAGCACUUCACUGAGCUGGGGCUGGUCGGGUUGCUGGAAGAGGCAGCCGCCUACUUCACCAUGGGCGGGCUCUACGAGGCGGUGAAUGAGGUCUACAAGAACCUUAUCCCCAUCCUGGAAGCCCACCGUGACUACAAGCGGCUGGCUGUGGUACAUGGCAAACUGCAGGAAGCCUUCACCAAGAUCAUGCAGCAGAGUUCCGGCUGGGAGCGCGUGUUUGGGACAUAUUUCCGCGUGGGCUUCUACGGCGCCCGCUUCGGUGACCUGGAUGAGCAGGAGUUUGUGUACAAGGAGCCAUCGAUCACGAAGCUGGCAGAGAUCUCACACCGGCUGGAGGAGUUCUACACGGAGAGAUUUGGUGAUGACGUGGUUGAAAUUAUCAAAGACUCUAACCCUGUGGACAAGUCCAAGCUCGACUCACAGAAGGCCUAUAUCCAGAUCACAUACGUGGAACCGUACUUUGAUACCUACGAGCUCAAAGACCGGGUGACCUACUUUGACCGCAACUAUGGGCUUCGCACGUUCCUGUUCUGCACACCCUUCACACCGGACGGGCGCGCACACGGGGAGCUUCCAGAGCAGCACAAGCGUAAGACGCUGCUCAGCACCGACCACGCCUUCCCCUACAUCAAGACUCGCAUCCGUGUGUGCCACCGUGAGGAGACAGUGCUGACACCGGUGGAAGUGGCCAUUGAGGACAUGCAGAAGAAGACACGGGAGCUGGCCUUUGCCACCGAGCAGGACCCACCAGAUGCUAAGAUGCUGCAGAUGGUGCUUCAGGGCUCCGUGGGGCCCACCGUGAACCAGGGUCCCCUGGAGGUGGCCCAGGUGUUUUUAGCAGAGAUCCCAGAAGACCCCAAGCUCUUCCGUCAUCACAACAAAUUGCGGCUCUGCUUCAAGGACUUCUGCAAGAAAUGUGAGGAUGCGCUGCGGAAAAAUAAGGCCCUGAUUGGGCAGGACCAGAAGGAGUACCACCGCGAGCUGGAGCGUAACUACUGCCGCCUGCGGGAGGCUCUGCAGCCCCUGCUCACCCAGCGCCUGCCCCAGCUGCUGGCACCUGCCCCACCUGGCCUCAGGAACUCCUUGAACAGAGCAAGUUUCCGAAAGGCAGACCUCUGAGCCCGCAGGGACCAAAGCUGCACCUACAGGAAUGGGCACCCAGGCCUCAGCUGUCUGUGCUGGGAGGAGAGUCUCCUCUGGUGCCCACUGGGCUGUGGGGUGACCACAUUGUACUUGGGGCUGGGCCCUCUGUCCCUGUGUCCCCAUUUGUGUGCACACUGAUGCUUCCUCCUCCCUUUUUUAAUUUAAAAUGGUUUUUAUAAGCAA